Molecule: messenger RNA, 1761 nt
Organism: Cajanus cajan (pigeon pea)
Lineage: Eukaryota; Viridiplantae; Streptophyta; Magnoliopsida; Fabales; Fabaceae
Source: RefSeq, a predicted model, not a curated record
AUGAAUGUGGGUCCUUCAGCUGAUAACGCUCUUAGUGCCGCACUUGUACAAGAAAAUGACAAAAAGCAAAUUCCUAUUUAUUUUAUCAGUCGAGUACUACAAGACACCGAGAAACGGUAUCAGACAAUAGAGAAGCUGGUUUUGGCAUUGGUAGUUGCAUCUCGCCGAAUUCGCCCAUAUUUCCAAGGUCAUCAGGUUAUUGUAAAGUCGGAUUACCCGAUCAAGCAAAUACUCAGAAAACCCAACCUGGUCGGACGGAUGAUAGCUUGGUCAGUCGAGCUAUCCGAGUACGAUGGAUCCUCUAAUGUGAAAGGCAGUGGUGCUGGCAUUAUUCUUGAAGGGCCAAACGACGUGAUGCUUGAACUUGCUAUCAAAUUCAACUUCAAAGCCACCAAUAACCAAGCUGAAUAUGAAGCUUUGUUAGCAGGUUUAACACUUGCAAAAGACCUUGGCGUUAGGAGACUCAAGUGUUGCAGUGAUUCCAAGCUGAUUACAGAACAAGUUGGAGGAACUUAUCAAACCAAAGAACCCCAACUGCAAAGGUAUAAUCUUAUGAUAUCUCAUCUAACAUCUUUUUUCGAUGCUUUCCAAAUAGAGCACAUCCCAAGAGCGCAGAAUGCAAGGGACGACCUGUUAUCAAAACUUGCCAGUACUAAACGUCCAGGCCAACAUCGGACGAUCAUCCAAGAAAAAAUAGCGGCCCCUAGUUGCCAAGUUACAGCAGUCUUUGCCAAUAGUUCUUAUCAGCAAGGUUGGAUGGCCGAUAUUUGGAAAUACCUCAAGCAUGGCAUCUUACCAGAUAACAAGGUGGAAGCUUCUAAAGUUAAAAACAAGUCGUGCAACUUUACAAUCGAAGCCGACGAGUUGUUCAAACGAGGUUUCUCCAUGCCUCUCCUCAAAUGCUUAGACACAGAUCAAGCCAAAUAUGUGAUGGACGAGAUCCAUCGAGGUAUUUGUGGUAUGCACUCCGGAGCUCGGUCCAUGGCUGUAAGGGUGAUCCGAGAUGGCUACUAUUGGCCAACUAUGAGAUCAGAUUGUAAAGCAUAUGUACAAAAAUGUGAAGCUUGUCAGAAAUUUGGUAACCUACAUCAGUUACCCGCAACAGCACUACACUCAAUGCAAUCAGCGUGGCCUUUUGCGUGGUGGGGUAUGGACAUACUCGAUCCUUUGCCAAUUGCCAAGGGUCAAUUGAAAUUUUUGAUUGUAGGGAUUGAUUACUUCACAAAGUGGAUUGAAGCUGAACCUUUAGCACGAAUUACAGCAACUAAUGUGCAACGGUUCACGUGGAAGAAAAUCAUCUGCAGGUAUGGCCUACCUCAAGCAAUCACCAUAGAUAAUGGCAAGCAAUUUGUAGACAAAAAUUAUGAACAAUUUUUGACGCAACUUGGGAUCAAUCACAAAGUCACCUCAGUAGAACACCCACAAACAAACGGCCAAGCUGAAGCAGCGAAUAAGGUGAUUCUUCGAGAACUUAAGAAAAGGCUAGGAUCGUCAAAAGGAGAAUGGGUUCCAGAAUUACCUAGUGUUUUGUGGGCGUACCAUUACACACCGCAGACCACCACUCAAGAGACUCCUUAUAGGUUAACCUACGGCUCAGAUGCAAUGAUACCUGUUGAAGUUGGUGAACCAAGUCACAGAAGAUUGACGUUUGAUGAAUCUCAUAAUGAAGUGCAAUUGAACAUAAACCUCAACUUAAUUGAGGAGACAAGGGAGUGUGCUAGGGUGCAAGAAGAAGCAUGUAAGCUCCAAGCUGCGAGAUGA